AUCGACUGCCACCACCCCCACGGCUCCUCCUCCUCCUCCUCCCUCCGCAAAUCUCUGUACAUGUCUUCUCAGCCAGCGACAUCCAGUCCCUCUCGCAUGAGAUUUCGCCACUGACCCACGUUUUCCACUCUCUGCUCACUUCAACAAUCCGCGCCCUCGUUCGCUGUCUGAGUCUAGAAGAUAAGUUCAGCUGAAGCAGUGUUUGGGGAGAGAGAAAAGGAUGCCUCUUUAUGACUGUGUGCUUUUGCUGAAACCCCAUGUAAAGAAGGAAGCUUUGAUGGAAUUGGUGGCUCGGAUCGGAAGAGACGUCUAUAUGAAAAACGGGGUCCUCACUGAGAUAAAAUCAUUCGGGACGGUCCAAUUGGGUUAUGGUAUCAAGAAGCUUGAUGGGAGAUUCUAUCAGGGUCAGAUGAUGCAGUUGACCAUGAUGGCUACACCAAUGAUGAACAAAGAGCUGCAUUACUUGAAUAGGGAAGAUAGAUUAUUGCGCUGGCUUCUUGUGAAGCACCGAGACACAAAAUAUGGGCUGGAAUUUCUUACUGAAGAAGAUGAGAAGCGUGAACUGAGCAAAUUUCCUCGUAGCUUUAUAUAUAAUGAUAAGGAUGAAGCUAAGGAUGAAAAUAAUGAUGACGACGACGACGACGACGACGACGAUGAAUAUGAGGUGGACGGAGAGGAAAAGAAAGAAGAAUAAAGAGCAAAUCGUUGUGUCUGGGGUCGUGGAUUUCAUUUAUUUGAUGGGUAUUCAGGUCCUGCUUCAUUGUUAGCAGAUGCUCAUACUCGCGUUUAAUAUCUCUCAUAUGCAAAAUGUGCUUUCAUUUUAUGUGCUACUGCCAUCUACCUGCUGAAAGUAGCUGUGAGAAUGAAGGUUUUAGUUCCUUUUGGCGGGUUUCUUUUGUCAGUGAGUGGUAUGAAGUACCAAACUUUUACCGAUAACAUAAUACAGAAAUGAGAGAGACUAUAUGGCGUGACUGCGUGUUGGAUUUGUGUCUCAUGAAUGGGUCAAUCUCGAAGAACUUCAUUUGAUUAUAGGAACUUCCCAAGUUUGGCA
Messenger RNA from Syzygium oleosum, 1051 nucleotides. RefSeq lists its product as uncharacterized. Gene Ontology annotation, cellular component: ribosome. NCBI's taxonomy places the organism in Eukaryota, Viridiplantae, Streptophyta, Magnoliopsida, Myrtales, Myrtaceae. Gene Ontology annotation, molecular function: small ribosomal subunit rRNA binding; structural constituent of ribosome. Bases 221 to 694 code for a protein of 157 amino acids. The transcript has 3 exons. The record is from RefSeq and is a predicted model, not a curated record. Gene Ontology annotation, biological process: translation.